This is a messenger RNA of Paramecium pentaurelia, 330 nucleotides long. Lineage: Eukaryota; Ciliophora; Oligohymenophorea; Peniculida; Parameciidae. The record is from the annotation of a GenBank genome assembly.
AUGAAUACAGAAAGUCAAGCAAUUGAUCUAAACCGAAGAAUAUUAAAAUCCAGUUUAACAAGAUAAUUUACAAGAUCUCCAACUAGAUCAAGAAAAAGAAUUAUUUCAUUACCUCCAUUAGAAGCAGCAUAAAAUUAAUAUUAGAAAUUGAAACAACGUAAUAUUACUUAUCAUAAAGAGAGUCCAAGAGAAGUAUUUAUUUUUAUUAUCUGUGUUGUAAGGUUUAAUCUGUUUGACCAUUAGAGAAUUAAAUGGUUUAUGUUUGAACACUUGUAGAUAUACCAAAGCUAAAGAAGAGAAAAAAUAUUUUUUAAAUAACAAAUAUUUUGA